Pangasianodon hypophthalmus (striped catfish) is the source of this 2372-nucleotide messenger RNA. RefSeq names its product molybdenum cofactor synthesis 3 (gene mocs3). Gene Ontology annotation, biological process: protein urmylation; tRNA wobble position uridine thiolation. Bases 158 to 1534 code for a protein of 458 amino acids. Gene Ontology annotation, cellular component: cytoplasm; cytosol. The transcript is spliced from 13 exons. The record is from RefSeq and is a predicted model, not a curated record. Gene Ontology annotation, molecular function: URM1 activating enzyme activity; adenylyltransferase activity; thiosulfate-cyanide sulfurtransferase activity. Lineage: Eukaryota; Metazoa; Chordata; Actinopteri; Siluriformes; Pangasiidae.
GGGCUCGCACACGUGUUUGGUGACGUAGAUACACAGGAAGCGAUUGCAUGGUGAACAUGUGAAGUUCUCCUGCAUGUUGAAGAAGCUUUUUAGUUUGAUUUUAAUUUCUAAUUUAAAUUGAAUUCAAUUUAUUUAAUCUUUCGCUUAAUUGUAUAAUAUGGAUGACGAUGUUUUAAGUCUGAAGAAACAGCUCCUGGAAAAGGAUGCGGAAAUCGCUGCUUUAAAAAACAAGCUCGAGCAAAGCCAGAAGGAGAACUCUUUACUAAUGGACCUACAAGACCAGGUGUCGCAUUUGGCUCAUCUGCAGUGUACCUCUUUAAGCAAUGAUGCCAUUAUGCGCUACAGCAGGCAGCUGCUCCUGCCAGAGCUCGGUGUCAGAGGUCAGAUGAAUCUUUUAACCACGUCUGUUUUGGUGGUGGGAUGUGGAGGUUUAGGCUGUCCUCUAGCCCUCUACCUGGCUGCAGCUGGAGUAGGGCGUUUGGGGCUGUUGGAUUAUGACGAGGUGGAGCUAAGUAAUCUGCACAGACAGGUUCUGCACACAGAGAGGACUCAGGGUCUGCCCAAAGCCUAUUCUGCAGCACAGGCCCUAAGCAGGUUAAAUUCUACAACACAGUGUGUGCCGUAUCAUCUCCAGCUCUCCUCUGAGAAUGCCUUACAACUCAUCCAACAGUAUGACAUUGUGGCUGAUUGUUCAGACAAUGUUCCAACACGGUACCUUGUCAACGAUGCCUGUGUUCUCAGUGGCAAGCCCUUAGUGUCUGCUAGUGCUUUGCGAAUGGAAGGCCAGCUCACUGUGUAUAAUUACAAUGGAGGGCCCUGUUACAGGUGUUUAUAUCCUGUUCCCCCACCACCUGAAACUGUCACAAACUGCUCUGAUGGAGGAGUCUUAGGAGUGGUGGUUGGAGUCAUGGGCUGUCUUCAAGCUUUAGAGGUUCUGAAGAUUGCCUCUGGCCAAAAAUCUUCAUUUGGGCAGCAGUUGCUGAUGUUUGAUGCUCAGGAUAGCCGGUUUCGCUGCAUAAAGCUGAGAGCCAAGCAGGCAGGAUGUGUUGUUUGUGGAGAGACGCCCACAGUCACAGAGCUACAGGACUAUGAGAGCUUCUGUGGCUCUGCUGCAACAGAUAAGUGUCGAAGAUUGAAUCUUCUGUUUGCAGAACAGCGAGUCUCUGUGCAGGAGUAUAAAUCCGUUGUGGACUGCAGUACUCCUCAUCUCCUGCUUGAUGUUCGGCCCAAAGUGGAGGUGGACAUUUGCCAUCUGCCAGUUUCCAUCAAUAUUCCACUGGCCAGUUUAGAGGAUCAAAAUGCAGACCACAUUAAUUUCCUAAAGGAGAAGAUCAGUGAGCUGAAACUGCAGAUGAGCUCUGAAUUACAAGUCCCAGUGUAUGUAGUGUGUAAACUUGGGAAUGACUCUCAGAAGGCUGUGCAGCUGCUGGAGAAGAUGUCUGGAACUGAACUAGAGCGCAUCACUGUGAAAGAUAUCAUCGGAGGCCUGAUGGCCUGGGCUAAUAAGAUUGAUCCCUCUUUUCCAAAAUAUUAACUUUCAUUCAUUGAUUGUAUUCCUUUAUCCAAAAGUCUACAUGCUAGUCACUAUUUUCUAUUUUUAAAAAAAACUUUAUAUGCACUCUUUUGAUAUCAAGUCUGUUUAUUGGCAUUUUGGUCAUAUUAAGUGCAGAGGGAGACAAGACACCUGACAGUUGACACCUUGACAGAGCCUGACACCAACCUUAAACAGUUUUGACCUAAUGCCAAGAAAGCAGACACAGCUCUCACUGCACUUAUAAAGAGAAUGGAUUGACACACUCAGUGAUGGGCCUUCUCCAAAAAACAACCUCAUGUAAACACAUGUAGACUGGAUUAGUACACUCCCAUGACCCCUCGCAAUGCUGUGCAAGAGUAAAGAGCUGGGAAAACCCACACUGUACUGGUUCAACUAUCGGACAUAGCUUUCUUUCCAGAAUCCUGGCAUAGACUUUUCCUGGGAGGCUAAAGAGUGUGAAUUGGACUACACCCUCUUAUCCCCUCUUUUAAAAAUAAGGACCACCAUCUCAAUUUGCCAGUCGAAAGAUAUUGAAGAGUGGAGUUAACCACACAACCACAACCUUGUCCAAUGUUUUCAGCGUCCGUGGAAGAAUCUCAUCCACCCAUGCAUCCUUGCCACUAGGGCUGUCAUUAUCGAUUAUUUUGAUAAUCAAUUAGUUGACCGUUUUCUUUACUUAAUAAUCUGGUAGUGAAUAUGUCGCCUGAAAACAUACUUGUAGAGACAAUUAAAAUUUUUCCCUAAAUAAAUGCUACAUAUAAGUGCUAUAUAAAUAUACUUUGUUUGGUCCUAAAAUUCAGAAUUUUUAAUGAAAAAUAAAUUCCCAACAAUUACUCAA